AUGCUACAACAAUUUUGGAAAAGUUGGCCUAACGAACACCUAACUCAACAUCAAAGCCGCUGCAAGUGGAACAAGCCAAGUAAGAACAUUGAAAGGGGAGAUAUUGUCCUUGUUCGGGAAACCAACCUGCCGCCGGGAAAAUGGGCGUUGGGCCGCAUACAGGAAGUCCACCCGGGUUCCGACGGCUUAGUGCGCGUUACUACUGUAAAAACGCAAACUAGUGUAAUAAAGCGCCCCAUAACUACACUGUCACCGCUCCCACUGGUAUAUAAAAAACCCGAAAAGGAAAACGAGCAAGAAAUUAAAACUAAACGAGAAAAAAGAAACAACUCGGGCAUGAAAACUUUUUCAACAUUGUUUAUAAUGUUAGUAGCAAUGUUUACGUUGAUAACUUAA
Messenger RNA from Parnassius apollo (apollo), 396 nucleotides. NCBI's taxonomy places the organism in Eukaryota, Metazoa, Arthropoda, Insecta, Lepidoptera, Papilionidae. The record is from the annotation of a GenBank genome assembly.